Messenger RNA from Prunus mume (Japanese apricot), 1030 nucleotides. Lineage: Eukaryota; Viridiplantae; Streptophyta; Magnoliopsida; Rosales; Rosaceae. The record is from RefSeq and is a predicted model, not a curated record.
UUGGGCUGUUCACUUGAUCCAGCAGCGUCUGCAGAGAAUUGAGCUGAGCCCAAGUCAAGUCGGGUGUCCGUGUGCCGCUCAUCUCACAAACUUGAAGAACGGGAACAAGAGAGAAAGUUAUAAUUGUUCAAAAUUCAACUCCCCGAAGAAGGAAAAGAGAAUGGUGAAUCAACAUUCUUCAUCUUCUUCCUCGCUCGGAAUUCCAGUCCUUUUAUUUUUGUUAUUGUUGUUGUUAUCUCCCACAGUUCUCGCCAAGUCUCGUCGCCCAAUCUCUGAUUUUGAGACGAGGCAGAAGAAGAACCAAUGUUAUGCAGAUAUUGAGAGCGGAUUGUGGGGUUGGCAAUGUAAGUCUUCUUUGAUAGCAAAAGAGAAUUGUGCUUUGCGAUGCCUUUCUUCAACUUGUUAUGAGCUUGUCUACGAGAGUGAUCCGCUUGAAGAAGGAGGGAAAGAUCUAGUUAGGGGCCAAGAGUUCAAGUACUGUAUGCACAAGUUAUCUUUGGGAGAGAGCCUUGAGGGUAUCAAGGGUUCAUUUAAUUAUUAAAUAUCUGAGCUAAAAAUGUUGCUUGUAAAGUAAGUUCGUAUGAAGCUGUCCAUUUCUCCAACUCUGGAAAAAGAAGAAAAAAACAGGAUUGAUAAAAGUCAGAGUUCAUUUUCCAAUUCUCCUCUUGCAUGUAGUGGAAUGCUUUGCAGGUUGAGCCGCAAACCAGGUUCAGGCUGUCCAGAAUAUCUGGCAUUAGGGUUCAUACUUUAUCCUUCAUCAAUGAUUGGGAGUUUACCGAAUGCGACAACUUGCAACUAUUUUCUUUAACGUCUGUAAUAGUUACAUUAAUAUGCUUGGACUUUAGUCAAUCUGAAUGAAACCGAGGUCAGCCUAGAAUCCGAAUUUCUCAUGUGCUAGCAUAUUCAGGAGGCUGCUUAUGAAUUUUCAGUAAGAGAAAUCAAACCUUUGUGUAUUAUCCUGAUAGAGAUGAAAGAGAAUGUGUUGCUACUGUUUCAAUAUUAACAUGGAGGUUUAGAGUUUUACUUCAAC